This is a messenger RNA of Athene cunicularia (burrowing owl), 2918 nucleotides long. Its product is annotated as dimethylaniline monooxygenase [N-oxide-forming] 3-like. The record is from RefSeq and is a predicted model, not a curated record. Lineage: Eukaryota; Metazoa; Chordata; Aves; Strigiformes; Strigidae. Gene Ontology annotation, molecular function: flavin adenine dinucleotide binding; N,N-dimethylaniline monooxygenase activity; NADP binding.
AUGAAGGGCAACUUCUGUACCACCUGUGGAGGGCUCCAGGUUCAUCCAGAGGCAGACUUAAAAAUUCAACAGGCCGGACAGCAUGGUGUGGCGGUGGUGGGUGCAGGCGUCAGUGGGCUGGCAGCCAUCAAGUGCUGCCUGGAAGAGGGGCUGGAGCCCACCUGCUUCGAGCGGAUCGAGGACAUAGGGGGGCUCUGGCGCUAUGAGGACCAGGCAGAGGAAGGCAGAGCCAGCAUCUACCGCACCAUCUUCACCAACUCUUGCAAAGAGAUGAUGUGUUACUCUGACUUCCCCUUCCCUGAUGACCACCCCAACUAUAUACACAACACCAGGCUCCAGCAGUACAUCUGCAAGUACGCCGAGCACUUUGACCUCCUCCAGCACAUAUGGUUCAAGACCCUGGUCAUCAAGGUUAAAAAACGCCUUGGCUUUUCUGUGACUGGGCAAUGGGAGGUAGUGACCCAGAGAAAUGGAAAGGAAGAGACAGCGGGUUUUGAUGCUGUUAUGGUUUGCUCUGGGCAUCAUGUCUACCCAAACCUCCCCCUCGAUGACUUCCUAGGAAUACAGAAGUUUAAAGGCUGCUACUUCCACAGCUGAGAGUACAAGGAGCUAGAGAAAUUCAGGGGGAGGAAAGUGCUGGUAGUAGGCUUGGGCAACUCUGGCAGUGACAUUGCUGUGGAGCUCAGCACUGUGGCAUCACAGGUACAUCUGAGUUCCCGAAGUGGGUCCUGGGUGAUGAGCCGUGUUUGGGACAAUGGCUACCCCUGGGACAUGAUGGUUGUCACUUGUUUCCGGACCUGGCUGGGGAACAUCCUCCCCAGCAUGCUCAGUGACUGGCUGUAUGUGAGAGACAUGAACCGGUUCUUCAAGCGUGAGAACUUUGGACUCAUGCCACUGAACAGAACUUCCUGAAAGGAGCCGGUGUUCAAUGAUGACCUUCUGAGCCACAUUGCCUGCGGGGUAGUGGUGAUGAAGCUGAAUGUGAAAGAGUUCAGAGAAACAUCUGUCUUGUUUGAAGAUGUGACUGUGCAGGAUGAUGUUGAUGUGGUAGUCUUUGCCACUGGUUACAGUUACUCCUACCCUUAUGAGGAUGAUUCCAUCAUCAAAAGCAGGGACAAUCAGGUCACCCUCUACAAAGGUAUCCUCCCUCCUCAUCUGGAGAAGCCAACCAUAGCAGUCAUUGGGCUGGUCCAGUCCCUCGGACCUAUCAUCCCAACAGCAGACCUACAGUGCCACUGGGCAAUCAAGGUGUUUUAGGGGCACUGCAUGCUCCUCUCAGUCAGUCAGAUGAUGGAUGACAUUGAGAAGAUGGGGGAAGAGCUGUAGUGGUAUGGGAACAGCACCACGCUGCAGACAGAUGUCACGUACAUGGACGAGCUGGCAUUGGCCAUCGGUGUGAAGCCCAGUGUGUUGAAGCUCCUGCUGACAGACCCACGGCUGGCCCUGGAGGUCUUCUUUGGCCCCUGCAGCCCCUACCAGUUUCGGCUGAGGGGCCCGGGGAAGUGGAGUGGGGCCAGAAAGGCCAUCCUCACCCAGUGGGACCAAAUACUACGGGCCACACAGACACGUGUCACACCUGUGGCCCCCACUGCCUUCCCCUGCCAGGCUGUGCUGGGGGUGUUCUUCCUCCUGCUCCUCCUCCUCCUUGUCACCCUUUACUGCUAGGGGACCCUGGGGAGAUGUUGCAGGGAUGGAGGGAUGCAGGAGUACUGAGCAGUGUGCAUGUGUGGGAUGCUUUCUCCUGCUGGGCAGUGUGUGCUGCUGCCCUGCUCAUUACCCCAGAAAUAAUUCAUCAAGAAAUCCCUUAAAAAAUGGGCAUCAAUAAAUCAGGUGCAAUCUCCAUCCCUUUCAGCUAGGGCUAUGAAAAAGUGUAAAUACCAGCCCUGGUAAGUAAUGUUGGUUAUUCUGUCCCUCUAAAUGUGUCCAAGUGGUGAUGCAUUGCUACACAUCAUUAAAUCUCCUUAUUUACUGUUUCUUUACCAGUGGAAAACUAGAGUCGAUGUCUUUGGGUUUUUUUAAGAAAGGUUGAUGUAGAGCAUGUGCUCCAGCUGAAAUGAACUUGCCUCAAUUGGCCCUUUUGAAAAAUAAUUAUCAUAACAAGUAAAGAAAAACAUCCAUGUUUUUCUCCAGUGGGGAAAGAUGCCCAAAUAAAAAAAAUUCAGAUUAAGAUAUCAAGGGGAAUACUCUGCUAUAUAAAUAAACAGCCCAUCACCUCUCAAAACAACAUCUGGACUUUGAUGGAAUGUGUGCAUCUGAAAGCUGAGAUGGACUGUGUCUUCCAGCCAAAAUGCCUGGCCCAGUCGGGGAUGUGUAACUCAGUGCCAUGGCUGCUGCAGCUGUGGCAAGAGCAUCCUUGGAGAGAUCCCUCUGAGCUGCUCUGAUUCCCACAGCCCUGCAGCAACAGCUUGGAUGGGCACCUGCACCUUGGCUUGCUCCUCUCUAUGGCCAUCCCAAGGUUUGUCCAGGGGUGAUAGGGAUGUGCCAUCUGCCCAAUUACGCAGCCUGGGAGUGACAAAGCCUCCAAGGUUCACCCUCACCUGAGAAAGUGGGGAGGAGCUGAACUGAUCCUGGUAAGCUGCUGAACCCCUGUUGUGGCCAGAUCCUGUGGGCUUUUUCUUUACAUCCAUCUGCCUGGGGAUGAAACCAGCCCUUGGUGUAAUUUUGGUGCUCUCCAGGAAGUGCUCUUCCUGCAGGCAGCUGCUGGCAUCUCAUCUUUUCUCCAUACAGCAGUAACUUGUAGCUUUGCAAAAUGCUCCAUGGUUUCAUGAAAGGCACCACAUAAAUGCAAAAUAAUAUAAUUACUGUGAGCUCUGGCCCUGGAAGUGAGACGACAAGUAUGUCUGUCUUCCCUUUUUCAGUGCCCCUGCCUGAGUGCUCUGCUAACACACUUCCUCCUGACAGGAGAUUAAGGGGUUUGC